UUCAGCUUAUAGAUCGCAAGCUACGAAGUUUUCUUUGAUCUAUGUAGUCCAUCAGUAACAUCUGGAUGAUCAAUGUGGCUCGUCGUCGAGUCGCCGUUGUCAAGUGUUUCCAGUCAUAGUAUAUAAAUGCUCAGUUGUGUGGAAUCAUUUUAGGUCCAACCAGCUUAUCUCGCCACUCUUUCCAGUUAUUUUCGGUCUUCCUCGUAAACCCGAUAAAUAUCUCCACAAUGAGUUUCAUAAAUGAUAGUUUGACUACGAUACUUCAGUCCACGGCCACGACCUCCUCGGAUUUAGUGUUGUCCACAGUGACGAGAAUUAUUCCACUAACAUCUACUUCAUCAACCAGCGACGGCGUUGGAGUCAUGGUUACUAGUCCAGAAAUUACCCACCCUUCUCCAGGGGUAAUCGCUGGCAGUGUUAUCGGAUCCUUGGCCUUUGUUGCUGUUCUCGCUCUUCUUUUCGUCUUUUGGCGACAAAGGAAACAUCGCAAAAGGACUGGUAACAACACUGGUGAUGAUACCGGUCCGACGAGUGUUGUACCUGAUCGGACUAGCAUGUCACCAUCACCAUCCCCCUCUGUGCGGACGAUAUCCAUCUUAACUACCACUUCUGUGGCAUCAGACCUCCCGAGGAGACUAUCUCAGUCUUCUCGAAACGCGUACGAAGCAGAGAUCGAGCGGCUACGGCAGCAGAUUAGGUACAUGGAAGAGCAGACACAGUUUAUGCAGAGUGCUACCCCACCACCAUCUUACCGCUCUUCACGUAGGAGUGACGUUUCGGAUCCUUUCCUUUCUUCGUUGACACUGCCACCGCCAUUACCUUUGCGCGAGACUCACCAUUGAUGCAGUUUUGUCUUCUUUGUAUCGGAUGAACUUACAAGUUUCUUCCCCUUUCUACUCUGGCAGUAGGGCCCAAGCGCCCAC
Molecule: messenger RNA, 923 nt
Organism: Desarmillaria tabescens
Lineage: Eukaryota; Fungi; Basidiomycota; Agaricomycetes; Agaricales; Physalacriaceae
Exons: 3
Coding region: 228-842 (204 amino acids)
Source: RefSeq, a predicted model, not a curated record